GCGUCGGAGCCGAGCCCAGUUGAUCAGGAUGAUCACAGACGUGCAGCUCGCCAUCUUCGCCAACAUGCUGGGCGCGUCGCUCUUCCUGCUUGUCGUUCUCUAUCACUACGUGGCCGUCAACAAUCCCAAGAAGCAGGAAUGAAAAGUGGCGCUUUCUCAGCCCCAGGGUUCCAGGACAUAGUCUGAGGCAA
Messenger RNA from Hipposideros armiger (great roundleaf bat), 191 nucleotides. RefSeq names its product dolichyl-diphosphooligosaccharide--protein glycosyltransferase subunit 4-like. Lineage: Eukaryota; Metazoa; Chordata; Mammalia; Chiroptera; Hipposideridae. Gene Ontology annotation, cellular component: oligosaccharyltransferase complex. The transcript has a single exon. The record is from RefSeq and is a predicted model, not a curated record. Bases 29 to 142 code for a protein of 37 amino acids.